AUGCGCGCGCUGCUCGCCGUCGCCGCGCUGGCGCGCGCCGCCGUCGUAAACGUGAGCUUUUCCCGCGGCGGCGCCUGGAGCCCGUCGCCGCUCGAGGCGUGCGUCUACGAGCCGCACCAUUUGAAAAGCGGCAAGAUCCACCACAUCUGCCACUGCGAGCAGGGCACCUGGACGCCGACGGUCGGCGGGAACGCGACGCGCUUCGCGGAGGACGCCUGCGGGCUGCUGCGGAGCGAGCGGUUCCACUUCCUCGGCGACAGCAUCGUCGAGCAGAUCGCGAACGCGCUCGGGGACAAGUACCUCAAGACCUGCCGGGGCAAGCUCGUCCACAACGAGAUGAAGCGCGCGACCUCGUGCUCGCUCGUCAACUACGUCGCCCAUGGCGCGUCCUGGGGCGGGCCCUGCCUCGCGAAGGCGCUCCUCCCGCGGCGCGGCGCGGGCGUCGUCCUCCUCGUGACGUCCGGCGCCGCGCACACGGUGCACGAAGCGCCGCUCACGGCGGCCUACGCCGCGGGGCUCGCGGCGCUCCGCGCCUGCAACGGCGACGGCUGCGACCGCGCCGCGCUCGCGGCGGCACUCGACGGCCUCGCAGCGCGCGGCGCCGUCGUCGACGCGGCGCCGCCGAGCAAGCUCCACGACACCGUCACGGCCUACGCGGCGCAGCUCCGCGACGUCGCCGGGCGCGCCGGCGCGCGGGGCGUCGUCGUCCUCGACGCGCCGCCGGCGGGCGAGCACUGCGAGAACGCGUCGACGUGGCGCUGGCGCUCCGACGCCGACCGCGAGAAGUUCGCCUACUCCCAGUACGGCUACCACUGGCACGCGAUCGCUGGCGUCAACGCCAUCUUCGCGGAGAUCAUGGCCACCACGUUCUCCUCGUCGCCGGUGCCGCUCGCCUACGUCGGCGGGUUCGACGCGCUCGCCAAGCGCGAGCGUGCGCACACGGGCCACUUCGGCCUCACGCGCGACACCAUGCAGAAGCCGUCGGCCUUCGGCGACUGGCCGGACUGCGUCCACUGGUGCGGCGGGCCCCUCACCGCCUACGCGGACCUCGUCCUCGGCGGGCUCCGGGCGAUCAGGGCCGUCGCGCGAGCAUAA
Molecule: messenger RNA, 1095 nt
Organism: Aureococcus anophagefferens
Lineage: Eukaryota; Pelagophyceae; Pelagomonadales; Pelagomonadaceae
Exons: 1
Coding region: 1-1095 (364 amino acids)
Source: RefSeq, a predicted model, not a curated record